Acanthosepion pharaonis is the source of this 489-nucleotide messenger RNA. The record is from the annotation of a GenBank genome assembly. Lineage: Eukaryota; Metazoa; Mollusca; Cephalopoda; Sepiida; Sepiidae.
AUGAAACCAACAAACACCCUGGUCGCUUCGCCGUUCUCGGCUGGGGGUUCGUCUCCGUCGAGAUGGGGUCUAUGUCCUCGUCCGCGGGCGCAGGGAGAUCUGGAGCUCCUGAAUUUGCCGUUGAAGUUCGGCCAACGCCCGUUCCGUUUUACUAGGCUCGUAGCGUUCGUGCUUCGCUAUGUCGGGGCGCGAACAGCGUUAACGCUGUGGUCGAACUGUGCAAAAACAAGAUCAGCAGAUUCUGCCAAAUCAUCCAGAGGCGUGGCUCUCGUCAUUGGUGCGAUGAUUUGUGCAACAGAUUUAGGCAAAUGCUCCAGCCAUAAACCUCGAAGAACCUUUUCUGAUACGUUGUGCUUUUCCCAGCUGGUUCCUCAUAUAUCUGAGAAGCUGGGAUGGCGUUUUGUCGCCUCUAGUGACGUUCCGCAGUAUCUCUUGGAUCAUAUCUUCCUCGAACGUCCGGUUCGCUUGAGGAUUGCUUCCUUUAAGUGA